CCACGAUAAAAUUACUAGCAGUCGCCAAGAGGUCGUCGCUCAAACCGCCGCGGGUUUCCUCCAAGUCGUGGUUACGGCAAUGGUGGUACCUGACUGGUUGCCAGGGUAUGGCGGCCGCUUGCGAGCCGCCGCCCCAAGCACAUCCCUGACACCGUGGUAUGGGGCGCUGAUUGGCUAGCUCGGCGGCUGUUAGGACAGGGGGGACGUGUCAGGAAUUAAUAGAAGUAGCUUUUGAGGUAGGGCGCGUGAGAAGGUGAGUCUAGGCAAAUCAAGUCUUGGUGGAGAAUCUAAAUUUGUAGGUCUGGAUCUCGAUCGCGGUCUGGUGAGGUAGGUAUAAGAGUUGGCGAGUUUCCGCAAGUUAAGUUUUUGGAUCAGCAGCUUCUUUCAUUGUCAAUCUUCUUCAGUCUUCAGUCCAUUCUUACGAUUUCCUUUUCGGGUCUUGUUUUUGGGUCGGUCUCCUUACAAACGGUCUCUUCUUGUCUCUAUCUCUCAGUCUUGUUUUCGCUCAGACUUUAUUUACACCACGACUUGAUUUGCUUUGAUAGCAUCACACUCUCUCUAUCGAUUGAUUCGAUAUCCCUCGUUCUCCAAAAGUUCAACAAAAAAAACAGUUCGCCAUUAAACUCACGAUCACUAUAACGACAUAACAUCAACACGGUGCCUUCAUCACUCUUUCUCAGACGCACCUCAUCCAGACCCAACGUCUUCCCCAAAGCUCUGCGCAUAAACACCAACUUCUCAACCCACACUCCCUCAAAAAAACCAACCAUGCCUGCUCCCCAAUACGGCGCCCUCGGCGCGUCCUACACCGUCGCCCGCGGUCUCCAGGGUGUCUCUCUCAUCUCCAUCAUCGGGAUGACCGCGAACUUCAUCGCGCAAAUGGUCUCCUCCAAGACCAAUCCCCCUAACGUCCUCAUCGGGACUAUCGCCGUCACCUGCAUAGCAGUCCUCUACUGCGCAAUUUCCUACAUCCUCUUCUGGGACCGCCACCUUCCCUUCCUCAUCGCAACCGGUCUCGACUCCGCCCUCCUCAUCGCCGUCAUCGUUGUCGCCGUCACCAUCGGCAAGCCCCUUUCCUACCUCGACUGCAAGGUCCUCUCCAAGGAUGGCGGGAGCGCUGAAGCCUUCUUGUCAUCUGUCGGCGCCAAUAUGGGGAAGGUCGAUUAUUUCGUCUGGGCCGGGGCGGAUAGUUUGACUUGCUACGAGAUGAAGAGUAUUUGGGGUCUGAGUAUUGCGCUCUGUAUCCUUUUCGCCUUGUCGGCGGCGAUGAGCGCGCUUUUGUGGAAGAGGACUAAGGGUGGAUUCACUGACCUCGAGAAGUGAGAAGUGGUUCUGGGAGCCACUUCUAGCUGGCCCGAAAUCCCAACCUCGAAGUUGGCUGCUCGGGCGGUGGAGUCGCACAAAAGCCCUUUGAGCAAGUGAAGGAGGUGGACGUCUUUCUCAAAAGUUCAACAUCGAAAACAAAACAAAACACCACAAAAAAAACGGUACCAGGUUGUGUUAUACUCCGCUCUUACAGUGGGGGGCUCAUGAUGAGUCGGUCGGAUGGAUGAACGGUCUGUUUUUGUUUUUUGCUCUUUGCUUUUUUCGGGGAUAAUGGUAAUAACGUGCAUCGCUCCAUCGAGGGACGCACCCAGUGGCGAGAUAGAUAUUAGUACUUUGAAU
Pseudogymnoascus verrucosus is the source of this 1665-nucleotide messenger RNA. RefSeq lists its product as uncharacterized. NCBI's taxonomy places the organism in Eukaryota, Fungi, Ascomycota, Leotiomycetes, Thelebolales, Thelebolaceae. The record is from RefSeq and is a predicted model, not a curated record. The transcript has 2 exons. Bases 769 to 1323 code for a protein of 184 amino acids.